AUGUCACAACUAUCAAAGAACGACCAGUUUGUUUUAUUUUGUCUUUUCCCUAAAGAAAAGAUUGAAAAGGUUGAAAAGGAAUCUCCACAAGUAAUCUGUGCUCACUUGGAUGGAGGCUUGCAUUAUAGUAUUGAUCAAGGAAAUUUGUCAAAUGCUCAGCGCAGAGAAAUAGAGAUUAUUCAGGGUCUUGAAAGCAAGAGCAUAAAUUACAAAAAGGCUCUUGAAGAGAUGGAUGCUUUAAUUGAACAAAAUUCUGAAUAUGCAUCCGCAUACAAUAACCGUGCUCAGCUUAAGCGUCUUUUGUAUCUUGAAAAAAAAGAAUCAGGGUCAGAAAUUACAGUAUCUUUAGACAGUAUUGACACUGAUCUGGGACGUGCUAUUGAUCUAGCACAAAAAGAUAUUCAAAAAACAAAUGGCCCUCAUACCUAUUUAGCACGCCAUGUGGCAGCACAGGCUUACACACAAAAAGGAUGGGUAGUCUUGACACGUAUCCAAGUGGCAAGAGCCACAAAGUCAUCACAUGAAGAAAAUCAUAACGACAUUACGGUGAUUGGUAAAGAUGACAGCUGGGAAUUGGAAGAAGAAGCAAGCAGGUGGUUGCACUUGGGAGGGGAGUAUGGCAACGAGUACGCGCAGCGGGCCGCGGCGCUGGUGAAUCCUUAUGCUAAACUUUGCGGCCAGAUGGUUGAGCGGGCGCUGCACCACGAGUACAAGUAUUAG
Molecule: messenger RNA, 720 nt
Organism: Magnusiomyces paraingens
Lineage: Eukaryota; Fungi; Ascomycota; Dipodascomycetes; Dipodascales; Dipodascaceae
Exons: 1
Coding region: 1-720 (239 amino acids)
Biological process (GO): cilium assembly
Source: RefSeq, a predicted model, not a curated record